GGGGAAUAGGGCUCCACUAAUAGGCUUAUCUCAUUAUAUAAAAAGGAAAGGAGGCAGCAUUCCAUCUCUCUUUAGUCUGGUGACAAAAACCCAACGUCAUACUGGACUGAUUUAAAACCAUGUGGCUUCGUUUUCUUCUGUUGGCUGUUGUAGCAGUAGAAGGAGCCCGACAUCGAAGAAACAGAGGACGUUUCAGAGGGCGUAUGACUUCUAUGAGAGAAGUUCCACCAUUGGGGGCAGGAACUCUCAGGGGAAGGGCAGUAGUCCCUGUUGAAGGGGGAGAGGUGGGCCAAGAUUCUCAAUUAACUAUCUCUGGCACUGGAACAAUAAAAAAAAACGGCGCAACCAGAUUAAAUCUACAAGUUGACAUAGAAGGACCGGUAGGACAAAUUGGUGGGCAGGGAACGGCAGCUGAAGGACCUGAUGAGGGGCUGGGAGGAGGGGUAGAACCCGAAGGAGGAGGUGUUAAUGGUCCAUCAAAAGAAAUGGGUGGCCAACCAAAACCUCUUGGAUUAUUGGGCCUGGCAGCAAAAGUUGGAAGCAUAGCAUUGAAGGGAGGAAAGGCAGGAAAGGUAGCAAGUAAGGUAGUUGGAACAGCAAGUAAGAUAGCUGGCAUAUCUGGAAAAAAAGGAAGCAGCACACGCGUAGGAAGCGUGACAGGUGGUCUUGGUGGAGGCGCAGUCAGUCCAGUAGGAGGAAUAGGAAGCACAUCAGGAGGUCAAGCAAGGGUAGCAGGAGGGCUAGGUGGCACAGCAGGCGGAUUAGGAGCCCCAGGAGGCGCAGUUAGCACAACAGGAGGGCUGGGAGGCGCAGUUAGCACAACAGGAGGGCUGGGAGGCGCAGGAGGAGGUUUAGGAGCGCCUGUGGGAGGGUUAGGAGCCCCAGUGGGAGGGUUAGGAGCCCCAGAGGGAGGGCUGGGAGCCCCAGUAGGAGGGUUAGGAGCACCAGAAGGAGGGUUAGGAGCCCCAGAAGGAGGGUUAGGAGCCCCAGAGGGAGGGUUAGGAGCCCCAGAAGGAGGGUUAGGGGCCCCAGUGGGAGGAUUAGGAGCCCCAGAAGGAGGGUUAGGAGCCCCAGAAGGAGGUUUGGGAGCUCCAGAGGGAGGGUUAGGAGCCCCACAAGGUGGUUUAGGAGCCCCAGUGGGAGGAUUAGGAGCCCCAGAAGGAGGGUUAGGAGCCCCAGAGGGAGGUUUAGGAGCCCCAGUGGGAGGGUUAGGAGCCCCAGAAGGAGGAAUAGGAGGUUUGGAAGGAGGAUUUGGAGCAGGAAUACCUGCUACUGGUCCUACUGCAGGUGGCCAAGAAGGAGGGGCAUUCCCGGCAGGAGGCCUAGCAGGAGAAACUGCUCCUCCGGUCAAGGACGCCUGGAAGACUAAAAAGACUGGAUUUAAAAAGCAGCGAGGCGAGGACCUUGGGCUGUUAAACAGCAAAAAGAAAGGUCACAUUUCCCAUCACAAGCAUGGUUAAUUGUUUAUUUUGCUAGGCU
Pocillopora verrucosa is the source of this 1479-nucleotide messenger RNA. RefSeq names its product spidroin-1. Lineage: Eukaryota; Metazoa; Cnidaria; Anthozoa; Scleractinia; Pocilloporidae. The record is from RefSeq and is a predicted model, not a curated record.